GUACAAUCCUUUACGAAGUAUGGCCACCACUCCACUACUGUGUCAAUUUUUUGGCCGAAUUUCCACAGAUGUUUGCAAUCUAGCCAAUGGAUUUAACAGACUGUAACAACGUACACGUGUCAUUAUUGUUUUAUGUAUAUUUUUAUUUAGUAUAAAAUUGUUACACAAUUAUACAUAUGUAUAUAUAUAUCUAUAUAUAUGUAUUUAUGUGCCUAUGUAUGUAUACAUAAGUGGGAUAGAUCAGUUAAGAGAAAGUUUACAAUUUUUGACUAACAUGCUGUUGACCAGUCUUGAUGUUUUAAACACGUAUUUUAUUAAUUUACAAUGUAAUAUUAAAAAUUAAUAAUUUCUUUCAUUAUUAAGAGAAAAUAAUGGAAGAAGGAGCAAUGUUAUGGAUGCUUUCUCUUGUUAUGCUAGUUGGCUCUUGUUUGGCCGGAUCAUUACCAUUAGUCAUGAAUUUGUCAGAAGACAAAUUACAAUUAGUAUCUGUAUUAGGAGCAGGUCUUCUUGUAGGAACUGCAUUAGCAGUGAUUAUACCUGAAGGUAUAAGAGCUUUAUUUACCAGCGAAAUUACUAAUGAAAAAGAGUUACAUGGUGAUUUAUAUUCCUUGAUUGGAAUUAGUUUAGUACUUGGUUUUGUAUUUAUGCUUUUGAUUGAUCAAUGUUCAGCAAGAAAAAGUGAUGGAAGACAUAAGAGUGUUACAGCAACCUUAGGUCUUGUAGUACAUGCUGCAAUUGAUGGAGUUGCGUUAGGAGCAGCUGCUACUACAGCUCAAGCUGAUGUUGAAGUGAUAGUUUUUUUGGCAAUAAUGUUGCACAAAGCACCAGCUGCAUUUGGACUUGUAUCAUUUCUUCUUCAUGAAGGUGUAGAUAAAAAGAGGAUCAGCAGACAUUUAUUAAUUUUUUCUCUUGCGGCACCAUGUCUUGCACUUGUGACAUAUUUCGGGAUUGGAAAAGAAGGGAAAGAAACACUGAGCAGUGUCAAUGCAACUGGUUUAGCUAUGUUGUUUAGUGCUGGAACAUUCCUUUAUGUAGCCACUGUUCAUGUUUUACCAGAACUGAUGACAAGAAGCACUAAUUACUCACAUGUGCCAAGUAUUGAGGGUGCGACGCUCUCUACGACCGGGCUUAAAGUUAAAGAAAUAUUAUUCUUAGUAUUAGGAUCAUUUUUACCUGCUUUAAUUACAACUGGACAUCAUCAUUGACUAAAUGAAGUAUUAUAUAAAGAUGUUUCACAUACGUAUAUGAAACUUUUUAUUCUAAUUUGAGAAAUUCUAUCUUUAAGAUAAUUUUUAUGUUUAUUUUAAGAUUUAAAAAAAUGUUGUAUUUUAUAUGUACGUGAAGAUUUAUACACUGGAGAAAAAUGAGAAUCAUUAACUGAUGUGUAUUUCUUAACAUGAUUAAAAUAUAUUUUUUUACCAAAUUUAA
Molecule: messenger RNA, 1428 nt
Organism: Solenopsis invicta (red fire ant)
Lineage: Eukaryota; Metazoa; Arthropoda; Insecta; Hymenoptera; Formicidae
Gene: Zip102B
Product: zinc transporter ZIP9-A
Exons: 5
Coding region: 372-1205 (277 amino acids)
Biological process (GO): zinc ion transport; transmembrane transport
Cellular component (GO): membrane
Molecular function (GO): metal ion transmembrane transporter activity
Source: RefSeq, a predicted model, not a curated record